GAUAAAUGUUAUGAUAUAAUACAAUAAUUAUGUUACGAUAGAUGUUAUGAUAAUACAAUAAUAAUAAAUUAUUAUUAUAGAAGACUAUGUAGUAUGCACUUAUUGCACCGUCAAGAAGGGAGAAAACCAAGUCACUUAAACCGUUUCCUUGGACUGUUACCCCACUGGGUGACACCAGCAGUACAAAGAUACGGUGUAUAAUUUGAGUUUUCUCUUCGAUUUUAAUACUACUUAGUAUGGUUGUCAUAUCGUCGCAAAAACAUUGGGUUUCUGUUAAAGCGUUUUUUUAUGACUUUUGCGAUACAUGUUAAUAUUUUUUUCAAAAGCGAUGUGAUCUACUACCAGGAAUCCAGUGCUUGAUUUUCUGCCAUGAUUUUGACUUGUCCAUUUCUGCCGGUGUCAAAAAGUAACAAGUGUCCUUACACCGAACAUGUAGCAGUGUAGUGCCGGUUUUGACGUAUCUCCUGAUUAUUUAUUUUCAGUCUUCUGCCCGUAGCAUUUUGCCAGUAUUUGUUUUGCCAUGCCGAAAUCUAAAGAGCCUAUGGCUCUGUCUACACCAGCUCUUCCUGACCGUAAGGACAUAAUUAACCCACUCGCAGAUGCCAAGUCGAACAUGACUGCCAAGGGUGACCUGCUGACGGUACUAUCGAAAUCAGCACAACAGCAGCAAAACAACGAUGCAUGGCUGCGCACAAAAUGUCCUACGGUGGAAGAUGUGCAUACCAUAAUGCUGGAUGAACUUUACCGGGAAAUUUAUGCGAAACAUCUUGUACGGUUGUCCGCAGAUGAAAUGGAUGAAGGACCGCUCGAUAUGGUUAAUGGAGCUAAACUGAAAGAACUGACACAUAAACAAGUAUCAAUGCUUACAGCAACUGGAUUUGGUUACAAAGAUGGACUUCCACAUUAAAAAAGAGAAAAAUCAGCAAAUUGUGGCAUCUCAGGAAAAGGAAAUGUUUUUUCAAGAAGUCGAACAACUAAGCAGGAGAAUCAAAAAUAACGCGUCCGCUCUUUUGGUCCUUGGACAGGAUUUGUCACAUGCUAAUGAUGAAUUCCGCAGUCGCACGUCAGUAAACAAGCAAAAAUUGAAGAACCUGAUGAGUGAGCAAUACAAUCAAUCGUUUUUCGGGAAAAUCGAGGAGUUGGGCAAAUUUCCGGGAAAGUUUGAAAACAACUGGCAGCAAGAGCAAACGGCUUACGAAAGCCUAAUGCAUUCAGUGCAGAAUGAAAUCAACAAGCGUCAGACAUUAGACAACUUCAAUCGUGAGCUUAGGUUGGGGCAGUUAUCCAAAAUGCAGACGAAAAGAGAAGAAUUUGUAGCCACUCAAGAAACUCUAAUCGACACAUUUGAGCAUUACACCGAACUCUUAAGGAAGAGCACCGAGAAUGGUCUCAAGGACUAUAUUCGGAAAACAGAUGACGACAAGGCCUUUUGUAUCACGUAUAUGCUCGAAAUCCAAGCCAAAAACCUGAACAAUUUGCGAAACUAUUUUCAGGAUAUCGUUGCCAGCAAUGCCGAUAUUAUAAACGAACUGAAAAAGCAAGUGGAUUCCCGGCAUGUUGCGUUGGAACGUGUGGAGCGAGCGACAUACUCGGCUUUAGAAGAAUUAAGUCGCUAUCGCGAACCCAUGCAGCAAAUCGAAGCCGAAAUUGUGCAAUGUGAGAAAAUUCUGUCCACGUCCAAAGCCGUUAGAGAAGGUUUGUCCAAACUGCAUCUUCAGAAGCGUCUACUGGCAGACGAGGUGAAACGCUUAGGCUGGAUAAAAGAAAUUGAGCAAACUAAAAUCGAAAAGUGUAACGAAGAGUUAGCGCAAAUUCAGCAGUCGUAUUAUGAGACCAAAUUUUCCAUAACGCAAAAAGCGGCCCAGUCCUCCCUAAUUCACAGCAAAGCCUCGGCAUUAAUAUCUGACGAGGCCAGCAUGUACGAAAUAACCUACGCCAUUCUCAAAGACCUUUGCGGAUUCAGUCCAUCUGCAGUUGCGGAUUCGAGAAGUAUUGUGGAAGCAGUUCUGGCACGGGAUACUGAGCGAGUAAAUGGAUUGCUAAUGGAAGCAUCUGCAUUAAAAAAGAAGUAUAACGAGUUAUGGGAUUCUGUAAGCCAUGCUUUCCAACAAAAGACGAAAAUGACUUUGGACGCUGUUGGUUUCCGAAUACCUGAUUUGAAUUUGCUAUCCCCCAUAAUAUGAUCCAGACAGGUUUCGAGGAAGAUAACUACGUCCAACAAUUCAGAUAUGUCAGCGGAGAAGAUGUGGAAAAUGCAGCAGGGCGUUUCUCCAGUUUCGGAAUCCGAAAAAGAAACCGCACUCCUUUUAAAAUGUUUCAGAAGCCGGAAAGUGUAAUGCGCGUAUCUUAUAACUGAUGCUGCAGCUUUUUGCAGUACUCUCUUUGUUUUAACUUUCGGUUUUAUCAGUUUCCAUUGAUUUCCUCCAGAUUCCGAUUUCGUGAAAUCCUUACACAUACCAUCUGAUAAGAUUUUCACACUCGUAUUUCACUCUUAAGUCUUAAGUAAAAUACUUCAGGAAAAAGCUUAACCAGUAGUUAAACCAGCUUAAUUAACUUUUUUUCGAUUUGUGAAUUUGCGAGACCGCUUCAACUUCAAGCUUCUGCUUGCA
Molecule: messenger RNA, 2609 nt
Organism: Paramacrobiotus metropolitanus
Lineage: Eukaryota; Metazoa; Tardigrada; Eutardigrada; Parachela; Macrobiotidae
Exons: 7
Coding region: 891-2183 (430 amino acids)
Biological process (GO): cell motility
Cellular component (GO): motile cilium; microtubule; Golgi apparatus
Molecular function (GO): small GTPase binding; microtubule binding
Source: RefSeq, a predicted model, not a curated record